Molecule: messenger RNA, 514 nt
Organism: Suillus clintonianus
Lineage: Eukaryota; Fungi; Basidiomycota; Agaricomycetes; Boletales; Suillaceae
Exons: 1
Coding region: 217-408 (63 amino acids)
Source: RefSeq, a predicted model, not a curated record
AACUACCAAAAGCGCCAGCAUGACAGAUUGCCUGCAACUACCUGCCAUUUUAUCACCAGCACCAGAUAAUUCUCAACCUCAAACACUCAUUUUGUGAAGAAAAUCAAUUUUAUUUAUAUUGAAAUGCAUAUGUAGUUACAGGACACAAAAAGAAACAGGGAAAUAUAGUGGAGAGGGAAUAUCACAAGAGGGAGAGACUAAGGCCAGCAAGGAACCAUGAGGAAAGGCCAGGGAAGGAGCACCACGAACGGCCAGGAAAGGCCAGGGAGGGACCACCACGAACGGCCAGGAAGGAACCACCAGGAAAGGCCAGGGAGAAACCACGAACGGCCGGGAAGGAACCACGAGGAAAGGUCAGGGAGGGACCACCACGAACAGGAGGAACCACAAGCAAACAGCAGAUGCUGAGCUCGAGUCUCGAGAGGUGGUGGUUGUAGGACCACCACGAACAGGAGGAACCACAAGCAAACAGCAGAUGCUGAGCUCGAGUCUCAAGAGGUGGUGGUUGUAGCUA